This is a messenger RNA of Cetraspora pellucida, 822 nucleotides long. NCBI's taxonomy places the organism in Eukaryota, Fungi, Glomeromycota, Glomeromycetes, Diversisporales, Gigasporaceae. The record is from the annotation of a GenBank genome assembly.
AUGUCACAAUGCGAAGUUGAAAGAGAUGAACAAAAGGCUUUCGAAUAUGAAACAAAUACUUAUCCUCAAAAUCCAGUUAUACGCUAUAAAACUUCACAUAGAAGUUUAGUUUACACUAUAGUAUCUGAAGGCAUAUAUCCAGUUACUAAUAUAUUGGCAUGGACUAAAAAGCCCAACUCAUACAAAGUUCCAGAUCAAUAUAUAGUAGAAACAAAUUAUGGAAAAAAAAAUAAACAUACAACUAUAACUUGUUCAAUAGAUUAUAUUGAAAACAAACCACAUUACUUUAUUAGAUUUGGAGAUGGUCUAAAUGAUUUUGUAAUGUCUGAUAAGAGUCCAUCAAGUGCUGCUAAUGCAUAUCAAAAGGAAAUAAAUAAAUGCAAAAUAUCUCAAAUUGAAGAACAUCCGAAAAAAAAAACCAAAAAGAAUACUACUAAAUGGUCUGGAGUUUUAUUAUUUGGUUUACAUCUACAACAAAUUAAAGAAGUACGUGAAAAAAAACAUAUACAUACAUUAAAACUUUUUGACAAAUUAAGUGAAUCAGGACAACGUGCACGUAACAAAAGACUUGGAUUGGCACUUUACAACCAAUUUCAAAAUAAUACUGAAACUCUAUUUUGUGACAGUGAUAAAAUAACAUUAAAUGAAUUAAUAUUCUCUAUUAAUGAUAAUCAGUUUAAAAUAAUUUACAACCAACUAGAGAAUGAUUCAGAAAAAUUACAAAUCAAAGCUAUUGUUAAGGCGAUAGAUGUUGAAAAAAUUUCACGUUCAGCAUAUAGAACUCUGGUGGCUAUUAGUCAUAAUCUUCCACGCGAAUGGGCA